GAUAAGCAUCUUGAUUCACCAUGGCAUUGGCAGCAGUAAAAUGGGCUAUAUCAAGCAGAACUAUCUUGAAACAUUUAUUUCCAAUUCAAAAUGGAGCCUUAUAUUGUGCUUGUCAUAAAACUACAUAUUCUUCUCUUCCAGAUGACUAUAAUUGCAAAGUAGAGCUUGCUUUGACAUCUGAUGGCAGGACAAUAGUACGCUAUCACCCUUCUGUGGACAUUCCGUAUGAACACACAAAACCUAUCCCUCGGCCAGAUCCUGUGCAGAAUAAUGAAGAAACACAUGAUCUAGUGCUGAAAACCAGAUUAGAAGGAAAAGGUGAACACUUAGAGCAAGGACCCAUGACAGAACAACUUAGCAAAAUGUUCUUUACUACUAAGCACUGUUGGUAUCCUCGUGGACAGUAUCAUAGAUGUCAUAGGAAACUGAAUCCUCCAAAAGACAGAUGAUAUUGAGGUUUUCAGGAAUCAAAGAGAAAUGUUAUCCUGCAUCUCAUUUGCCAUUUGAGAAAAUACAAUUGGGUAUAUUCACUAAU
Molecule: messenger RNA, 535 nt
Organism: Mesoplodon densirostris (Blainville's beaked whale)
Lineage: Eukaryota; Metazoa; Chordata; Mammalia; Artiodactyla; Ziphiidae
Product: large ribosomal subunit protein mL42-like
Exons: 1
Coding region: 21-449 (142 amino acids)
Cellular component (GO): mitochondrial large ribosomal subunit
Source: RefSeq, a predicted model, not a curated record